This is a messenger RNA of Drosophila montana, 2200 nucleotides long. It is a transcript of the gene Alp12, whose product is annotated as Alkaline phosphatase 12. Gene Ontology annotation, molecular function: alkaline phosphatase activity. The coding region runs from base 359 to 2173 and encodes 604 amino acids. The transcript has 5 exons. The record is from RefSeq and is a predicted model, not a curated record. Gene Ontology annotation, biological process: dephosphorylation. Lineage: Eukaryota; Metazoa; Arthropoda; Insecta; Diptera; Drosophilidae.
ACGCCAGCAACUUUUGCUGCGAACGGACCAAUUUGUUUUGUGUUGAGUUUAACAUUUCGAAAUUAUUGUACAAAUAAAUACAAAAUUUUUGUUUUUUAAUAACUCGGCAAAGAGCAUACAAAUAUACAUACAUACGUAGCCAUUUGUCACACGAUUAUAAAAGCAACAAAAAAAAAUAAUCAAAACUAUGAACUGGCAGCCUCGCUGUUGAUGUCUUUUAACGGCCAAAGAUAUAGAUUAAAUAAAAACGUAUAUUUGCAAGUGUCUUAUGUGUAUGUUAGGCCGCAUAAAGCUUAAUCAGCGCGCACCAAUCCGAGCCAGACGUGAGUCAAUAGAUAGCUAAGAUUCAGGCAUUGCGAUGUCAUCCACGGGCACGGACAGCACCAAGCUGGGCGAUAUGGGCCUAAUUGAGGUGCAGCUGGACAGCCUGGACUCGAGUCACAAUUUUGCCAAUUCGAACGGCGGCACACCCAGAGCCAAAGCCCUUCCGGAGCAACAGCAACAGCAGCAACAACAGCAACAACAGCAGCAACAGCGGCAACAGCAAAAGAAUGUGUUCAAAUCGAAGGUAUUCAUCAUAGCGGUUAGCUUCUCUGCGGUGCUAAUGAUUGCCAUGUGCAUUGGCUUUCUGGUGCACUAUGAGUUCGCUGCGGAUGUCAGCGACAUGGAAACGGUGGCCUAUUGGCAUGUGACGCUGCCCAAGGAGCAGCAGGAGUGGUACGAUCGCGGCAUAGAUGAGCUCAAGCUGGCACUGAAUCGUGAGCUGAAUCGCCGUCGGGCCAAGAAUGUGGUGCUCUUUGUGGGCGACGGCAUGGGUCCGAAUACGGUGACCGCGGCGCGCAUCUAUGGCUUCAAGGAGGAGGGCCUGCUCAGCUGGGAGCGUUUUCCGCACAUGGGCCUGCUGAAGACCUACUGUGCGAAUAAACAGGUGCCGGACUCCUUUUCAACGGCCACGGCACUCUUUGGCGGCGUCAAGGCCAACUAUGAGACGGGCGGCGUUGAUGCCGCCGUGCCGCUGGGCAAUUGCAGCGCCUCGCUGACGGAGGCCCAUCACGUACAGAACAUACUCAACUGGGCCCAAGUGGACGGCAUGCGCACGGGCUUUGUGACCACCACGCGUGUGACUCAUGCCACGCCCGCUGCACUGUACGCCCAUGUGCCGGAUCGCCGGUGGGAAUGCGAGACGCGCAUGCCGGCGGAGGCGCAGCAGCAAGGCUGCCAGGACAUAGCACGCCAGCUGGUCGAGCAGUCAACGGGCCAACAGAUCAAUGUCAUCAUGGGUGGCGGUCGCCAGAUGCUGGUGUCGAACGUGACCGGCACAGCGAAUGAUCCGGUCGACAUGUGGGCGGGUCAAGCCGCGGACGGACGCAAUCUCAUCAGGGACUGGGCGAUGCUCAAGACCGGAAAAGGCCAAUCGCAUGCUGUGGUCCAAAACAACGGUCAGCUCAGGAAUCUCGAUACACAAAACGUUGACUAUGUGAUGGGCAUAUUUGCCAAUGGACAUCUCAAGUACGACCAUGAGCGGGAUGCCAGCGACGCCGGCAUGCCCUCUCUAACCAAUAUGACAAUAAAAGCGCUCGAGGUGCUGGGCAACAGCGAUAAGGGUUAUCUGCUCGUCGUCGAGGCGGGCAUGAUCGACCAGGCGCACCAUCGUGGUCAGGCGCGCAAGGCGCUCAGCGAGGUGCUCGCCCUGAACGAGGCCGUUCAAGCGGUCCAGGCGCAUCUGAAAGCCAAGGAUCAGCUGGACGAGACGCUGCUGAUUGUCACCGCUGACCAUUCCCAUAGUCUGACCAUCAACGGGCAUCCGGAACGUGGCGCUGACAUAUUGGGUCUGGCCGGCAAUUCCAAGACCGAGCAAACGCCAUACACGACGCUCACAUACGGCACCAGCUACCAGGGCUUUCAGGUCGACCCGGAGCGGAUGGAACGUCAGAAUCCGGCUCUGAGUGAUACCACAGACUGGGAAUACACACAGCAGGCGGCCAUCAACACGGAUGAGAAUCUGCACGGCGGCUCCGAUGUGACGAUCCAUGCGCGUGGCGCCAUGUCCUAUCUGUUCCAUGGUGUGCACGAGCAGAGCUAUGUGGCGCACGUCAUUUCCUAUGCACUAAGAAUUGGACGCUUUCGUGAUAGCACAAUCGCCGAAUCCUUGGCGGAGCUGAUGCCUUUAUAGAUUUAAAUAUAGCAUAAUAUUAUUUUU